Messenger RNA from Rhipicephalus sanguineus (brown dog tick), 2186 nucleotides. RefSeq names its product poly(A)-specific ribonuclease PARN. The coding region runs from base 126 to 1952 and encodes 608 amino acids. Gene Ontology annotation, molecular function: metal ion binding; poly(A)-specific ribonuclease activity; RNA binding. NCBI's taxonomy places the organism in Eukaryota, Metazoa, Arthropoda, Arachnida, Ixodida, Ixodidae. Gene Ontology annotation, biological process: nuclear-transcribed mRNA poly(A) tail shortening. Gene Ontology annotation, cellular component: nucleus; cytoplasm. The record is from RefSeq and is a predicted model, not a curated record. The transcript is spliced from 20 exons.
GUCUUCGGCACCCGUCUCAUUUGUGAAAAUGGCGGCCGCCUGAAAUCAAGCGAACGGACUUCGACAGCGCGUAGCCGUUGCGGUGUUUUUUCGUUGAUGUUGCGCCGUCCCCGCGAACGAAGACCAUGGAAGUGACCGCAGAAAAUUUUCAGGAGCAGUUCGGCGUGCUGAAGGCAGCUCUCGAAAAUGCCUCGUUCGUCGCAAUCGACUGCGAAUUUACGGGUCUGGAGUUGGAAAGAAGUACCCACGCGUAUGACACACCAGAAGAACGCUACCGAAAGCUGAGAGAGUCGUCUCUAGAUUUUCUGGUGGUGCAAGUCGGCGUGUGCGUGUUCCAGCAUGACAAGGAAAAGCGCGGGUACACGUACAAGGCAUUCAACUUCUACGUUUGUCCGAAGCAAACGGUCAAGGGUGCGCCCGACAGGAUGUUUCGAUGCCAGGCUAGCAGUUUACAGUUCCUGAGUCAACACGGGUUUGACUUCAACAAGCUCUUCAGUCACGGUGUCUCGUACCUGAGGACCGAAGAAGCCGCGCAACUGAGCCAGGCUUUGAGCGAGCGGCAAACCCAGCAGCUCAAAGAAGUUGGCUCGCCCAACAACGGCCCGUCCAAGAUAUCCAAGGUCGAGGUGCCCAAGGACACCCAACAGUUCAUCGACGACGUCCUGGAGUCGGUGCAGAAGUUCCUGGACAGCGCAUCUGGCACGGAAGUCGACAUGGAGGAGGAGGACGGCGUCGGGAAUGCCACCUCGAAGCAGGACUCGCCCGAGGACUUGUCGAUGCGCGAGGCCAGUCCCAAGAAGGACGGCAGCGCCCUGCACCUGUCCGAGUGCAACGGCUUCAAGCGCAAGCUCAUCUACCAGGAGGUGAACGCGCGCUUCGGCGACAAGGUCCAGCUCAACACGGAGUCCGAUGCGGACGGCAUGCUCCACAUCGCCGUGCGCAUCACCGGCACGCCGGAAGAGCAGCGGGCCCGGCUCGAGCUCAGGCACAAGAAGGAAAGGGAGGACCUCGAACUGGCGCACGGCUUCGGGCGAGUCCUCGAGCUGCUGGCCUCAAGCGGCAAGUUGAUCGUGGGGCACAACAUGCUGCUUGACAUCAUGCACCUCCUCUCUCAGUUCGUGGAUGACUUGCCCAAGGACUACAAUGAGUUCAAGAGCAUGGUGAGGGCCGCCUUCCCGUGCCUGGUCGAUACCAAGGUUCUCGCCAGUGACAAUGCCAUCAAGGACUCGUUCGUCACUACUGCCCUGGAGUUGCUGCUCAAGCAACUUCGCAACAGACCAUCCUGCGUGCCGCCCGUGGAGACCGAAAACGGCUACGGCUACAGCUUGAACCAAGCCAAGUACCAUGAGGCCGGCUAUGACGCAUUUGUGACGGGCAUGUGCUUAUUGGGCCUCUGCCAGCAACUCGGUAAAUACAAGGACCACUCCGUCGAGCUGAAAGAGACCAGUCCGGUCUUGAAGCCAUAUCUCAACAGGGUCCACAUGAUGCAGUCUCCAGACAUUCCCACUCUAAAUAUGGCUGGAAACGAAGUGAUACCGUCUCGGAGCCACAUUUUGCACGCGACUUUCCCCGCGGAGUGGCGCGCCAACGACCUCUACCAGUUGUUCAACAGCUUCGGUCAGAUCACCAUCCAUUGGAUCAACUCCACACAGGCAUUUGUUGCUAUGGCUAGCAGCCCUCUUGCGACUCAGGCUCUGAAGAAACUUGGCUCCAGCAAGACGUCGACCCAGGAGUCCUAUCGCCUACAGAGCUACACCACUUACAUGACAAGGCAGUCCCGUCAAUCUGCGACUGCAGUGACGGGGAACAAGACGACUGCGCCGCGUGAUUCUGACACGACUGUGGAAGACUCUGGCGUGGCUCGCAAGCGGAAGAGAUUUCGGUGCCAUACGCGAAAAGCCCGACGCCAGCGGGUGUGCAGAAAUGCAGAGUUCAAAGAUCUGCCUCAUUGACCUCGUUGACGUCCAGCAGCCCUCCUCGGAUGUCAAAAGAGGAAAGCGGUGAGUCAAAGCCGAAGCUGGUGAAAAAGACGACGACGACGGCCGUGCAGAUUGCAGUCACCGAAAAAUUCUUCGAAGAAAACGACGACUGGAGCUAGGGACAAGUGCGAGAGCAUUCAUCCUCCGCCCGUCACCUUUCAUUCAUCCGCAUGCGCUCGUCAGCAUUAUAUAAAACCCAUUCUCUCA